AGAAAACAAGGAGAGCAAGCCAUUUCUGUAGUUUGCCCCUUUCCUUAUCAAAUCCCCCUUUCCCUUUUCCAACGAAUCUCAUUCAUAAUUCAAAAAAUAGGCACCGAAUCUCACAACUGUCACCACUACCAUUUGCAUUAACCCCAGCUCAACCUUCUCCUACAAUAUAAUACAUAUGCCCCAGAUCUAUUUUCCCAAGAAAUGACAUUUCCAAUCAUUAUUUAUGGGAUAUAUAAUGUGUGUUUGUGUAUGUAGAUCUUGAGCUGGAAUUUUGAGAAUUUAGAGUGUCAAAUUGAGGGGAAAAGGGAAGGGGGUAUAUUUUAAAAAGAAAAAUAAAAAGAAUGGUUUUUUGGGAGGGUUAUGUGAGUGAUGAAGUGAUGGGGACAUUUGCCCCAAUAGUGGUGUAUUGGAUAUAUGCAGGGUUUUAUCAGCUAUUGCCUCCCAUGGAUAACUAUCGUCUUCACACAAGGAAAGAGGAAGAUGAGAAGAAUUUAGUUCCACUUGGUGCUGUUGUUAAAGGGGUUCUUCUUCAGCAGCUUGUUCAGGCCACUGUUGCUCAACUGCUAUUCUUGAUAACUUCGAAGGUAACUGCAUCAGGAAAUGUAGUUCAGCCCUCAAUUCCUGUUCAGAUUGUGCAGAUAAUUGUCGCAAUGCUGGUCAUGGACACAUGGCAGUACUUUGUGCAUCGCUACAUGCAUCAGAACAAGUUUUUAUACCGCCAUAUUCACUCCCAGCAUCAUCGGUUAGUUGUGCCUUACGCGAUUGGGGCCCUUUAUAACCAUCCACUUGAAGGUCUCCUCCUGGAUACCUUUGGUGGUGCUCUUUCAUUUCUUGUUGCCGGAAUGACUGCACGUACUGCUGUAAUCUUUUUCUGCUUUGCUGUGGUCAAAACGGUUGAUGAUCAUUGUGGACUCUGGCUGCCUGGUAAUAUCUUCCAUUUGUUUUUCCAAAAUAACACUGCUUACCAUGACAUUCAUCAUCAGCUCCAAGGCACCAAGUUCAAUUAUUCUCAGCCAUUCUUCUCCAUAUGGGACAAACUUCUUGGAACGUACGUGCCAUACAGACUUGUAAAAAGACCUGAGGGUGGUUUCGAGGCACGACUGAUGAAAGAUUAGUUGCAUUUCAAUCAUUAGUCUCUGUAUGAUUCAACAUGCUUUUUGUAGGGAUAGCUACCAAUUGAGGUUGUUCACUCUAGCAGCUGCCUUGGAAGGUCUACAUUCAUCAAGACUUGAAAAUGUGCUGCAGAAAUUAGAAUUGUUCAUUCCUUUCUUUUCAGUUGACCCUGCUUAUUCGUAUUUUUUAUCUAACCUCUUGAUGAUUUGUAAGCCUAUUGUUUCUGAGUUCUUACUUUGUGCAGUAUUACUUGUUUAACUAUUGCAACUUGCUUACACUCUAGCAGGUUGAUGAUUUUGUAUUGCCAUUCAA
Nicotiana tabacum (common tobacco) is the source of this 1425-nucleotide messenger RNA. Its product is annotated as very-long-chain aldehyde decarbonylase GL1-9. Gene Ontology annotation, biological process: lipid biosynthetic process. The record is from RefSeq and is a predicted model, not a curated record. Gene Ontology annotation, molecular function: iron ion binding; oxidoreductase activity. NCBI's taxonomy places the organism in Eukaryota, Viridiplantae, Streptophyta, Magnoliopsida, Solanales, Solanaceae.